UGCCUAUCGUGGUUGACUAUGCUCACGUGCCGGCUGGUGAGCACGGCUUUCGCAUGUAUGAAAUAAAGAAAUGAUUAAGAAACCAGAGUGAAUGAUGUCACUAACGUGGGAAAGACACCCGUUUCAUCGGGCUCAUCUGAAUCACUAUUGACUUAUUACCAUUCGUGAAAUCUGGGUUACAUUCGAUGCAGUUUACACAGCUGCUCCCCAAUAGCCGAGAAUGCGGAGAAAAGAUCGCCACAUCCUUGCGACAAUGCGUUCGUUGCGGGGAGAAGACCCGCUUCUCCAAGUACCGGCGAGUCAGUUUUCUACCGCUCAACCACUACGAACGGAGUUGAAUGCAAGCCGACACAUGUGCUACUCUACCAAACUUGUAUCCACGUGUUCCAAGCAACAACAUUGGCUUCUCUUUGUCUCGCCCACUGCUGCUUGGAGCUUUGCCCCAUGGCGACACCGGUCAUGAACAUGACUACCACCACCACUUCCCGAAAACGCAGAAACCCAUACACAACCGUGGCUUGCCAAGAAUGUAAACGACGAAAAGUCAAAUGUAGUGGCGAGAACCCCUGUGCGGGUUGCCAGCAGGUACAAGCGAUAUGCCUCUACGAGCGCAGCACACGGUUCCGGGCCGGCCGGCGCGGCUCCGUGGUAUCAUCGCGGUCUGAUGUGACUGCUGCUGUUGCUGCCGUAAGGAAAUCGAGCGGCAACGAAGAUGCGUUGUCCACCGUCGUUGUUGACGACGUGGGCGCGACUGCGAAUCCGGAUGGAGCCGAGUUAAGCCCGCAACCUAUUCGGCCCGGUAGUUCUGAUUACUACUUCAAUCUUGCGCAGCAGCUUCUCGUCGAUUCAAGCACGGCCAAUGCUGGCCAUGAUCAGGCCAGUGCAAGUCGGCGCUUUCCAAAAAUCGCACAGGAUCUGCGGGUGCUUAUUCAAGAACGCGCUGAACGCAAGCCACAGCCAUUGUUGUCGAUAAUUGCGAUGUCGCGAUGGUUAGAAAUAUUGGAUUUCUACGAGGAAGAGAUUGGCUUGUUAUAUCCAUUUCUCGAUGUAACCGACAUUCGCAAUCAGCUGCGGGAUGCAUCGUCGCACCUUCCCAACCCCGAAGACGCUGGACAAGAUAUCAAGCUUAGUCACAAGCUGGAAGAAGUUCUCGUCCUAGUGCUAGCAGUGAUGGCUGUACUCGAAGAGCCGGAUGUUAGUGGCCUAUGUGACGAGUUUGCGGAGCGAGUCAUGGUGGGUACCUGGCGGAGAGCACAUACAGGCAACGUCAGUGAUCACGAUGUGAACCUCAGUAUUCUCAUGAGCAUCUAUUAUUUCAUGACAGAUAGAGAGUCACUGGCUUGGCGAAAUAUCGGCUGUGUAGUGAGAAUGCUCCAAGAGCUUGGCUAUCAUAGUUCCACGGUCAUGCAGCAUCGCUUCAAGUCUAGAGAUGCUAGAGAAAGAGCGAAGAAGGUUCUGUGGUCUGCUUAUAUGCUUGAUCGACGGUGGAGCUUUGGGACAGGAUUGCCUUUUGCGAUUCACGAUUCCGACAUUGACUAUGAUACUGACUUCAUGGACGAGUCCCUUUCCUCAGCGUACCUGAAAGCUAUGGUCACUUAUUGUCGCAUCGCUGCGGAAGUCCGUGACUCGGCACUCGGCAUGCCCUCGCCGAACCAUGCCAAAGACUCUGCCCGAGACUUGCUUGACUUCAAGAUAGGGGAAUGGCGCCGUAACUUGCCCUCAUGUCUGCACUUUCAAGCCGACAUGGACUUUGAUCCUCUUGAGGGCACAAGAGGCCAAUAUCGUCUCCGCCUACUACUAUACUUAAGGGCGAAUCAAAUGCGAAUCAUUAUUCAUCGCAAAUCGGCACUUCGAUCAGGCAGUGACGCUAUCGAUACCUCGAGCAUCAAUGCCAUGGUACAAGUCGCUCAGGACACUAUUCGUGUACUGGAUAAGCUGAGUCAAGCAUCUAAUAUCUACCAUGCGCAGCAAAAGACAUUCAACCACUUUCUGGAGUCGGCUUUAUCGGCUUUGUUGUUGGUUACAUGCCGGUCAACAGCAAUGUCUGAUCGGUCUUGUGCGGCCGAGAUUCAACUCGCGUUAGAAGUCAUAGAGCGACUGUCGACGUCGUCAUCUAUAACACGGAAACUUGCCGACAAGCUCAGGUGCUUUGCGACUGCUAAUAGCGAUGCAAGGCAGCCGCCACAAGGAUCGAAGCGGAAGCAACCCACUACACUAUCUGGAAGAAGUACCACACAGGCAAGCAACCCCGGUCUAAUCACAAGCCAUAUAUCAAACUCGUCUAGGAAACUGUCAGACUUAUCAGCAGCCCGCAAUGAAAAUACAUCCCAGGCUAUGCAUAUUGACACUGCGGGUCAAGUUCUGUUCUUACCGAGAAACGAACAUCGUCAAAGUCCCACUAGCCAAUCUCCCAAUAGCUUUCCAAACACCUUUACAAUCCCAAAUCAGCAAUUGCUCCAGCACGAUGCACAAGCAAACUCCCUUGAUAUGGUCCCCAGUGAUCCGGUACCAUCUCUACUAUAUACUACUGGAUCUGGUAGCUCUGGAAUCUCACCAUCCAAUAACAUCCUUAUCGAACCGUCUCUGAUCGAUGUAGUAGACGGGCUUCAAUUACCGACAGUGGAAGAUUGGGAUGGUCUACUGCCGGAUCUUGGGGACUUCUGGAUGGACUAUGACAAGAUGAUCACAUUCUGAUCCUGGCAUCGCAAUCUGAGAUUAAUAUUGAGAACGGCCACAGGAAAGUUGU
Truncatella angustata is the source of this 2746-nucleotide messenger RNA. RefSeq lists its product as uncharacterized. Lineage: Eukaryota; Fungi; Ascomycota; Sordariomycetes; Amphisphaeriales; Sporocadaceae. Gene Ontology annotation, cellular component: nucleus. Gene Ontology annotation, molecular function: RNA polymerase II cis-regulatory region sequence-specific DNA binding; DNA-binding transcription factor activity, RNA polymerase II-specific; zinc ion binding. Gene Ontology annotation, biological process: positive regulation of transcription from RNA polymerase II promoter by galactose; DNA-templated transcription. The coding region runs from base 445 to 2694 and encodes 749 amino acids. The transcript is spliced from 4 exons. The record is from RefSeq and is a predicted model, not a curated record.